Molecule: messenger RNA, 1810 nt
Organism: Aspergillus alliaceus
Lineage: Eukaryota; Fungi; Ascomycota; Eurotiomycetes; Eurotiales; Aspergillaceae
Product: aromatic alcohol reductase
Exons: 2
Coding region: 312-1334 (340 amino acids)
Molecular function (GO): oxidoreductase activity
Source: RefSeq, a predicted model, not a curated record
ACUCCGUCCCACCAAUCUAUACUCCGUAGCAGUAAAGCCCACGGAGUUACAACGGCCAUAUUACUAGGACAUAGAGCUAGUACCCUAUCUAGUCACCGAUCUAUGACCUUAUUGGCUAGACCCGACCGCGCCAUAUUGACCUGGCGGCCGCCAGUGGAGACCAAGGUUGCUAGCAGCCAAGCUCCGCGACAAUCCAUUCUAGCAUAUAUACUCGAAUAUAAAAGACUACGAAAUAGACACAUUCCCCCCAAUUCAUAUCCCACAACAACCUCAAACAACUAAAUUCCACAAUUACUAAACUAGACGCCACAAUGGCAACCACCUACGCCAAAGACCAACCCGCCGACUUUCAAAACGAGAUCCGGCACGUCGCUAUCAUCGGCGCCGGAGGUUCCGUCGGCAAACCCAUCACCCAAGCACUCCUCAAAACAGGAAAGCACACCAUAACCGCCCUAACUCGCGCCAACAGCCUGACCACCUUACCCAACACCAUCCACACCAUCCCAGUCAACUACGACGACGAGCCGAGCCUUGUAAGCGCCCUUACCGGCCAGGAUGCGCUCAUCAUCACCCUACCCGUGAUGACGGCCCCGGAUACACAAUCCAAGAUCGUGCAAGCUGCCGCAAAAGCCGGGGUCAAGUAUAUCAUGCCGAAUGUGUGGGGGUGCGACGUCACGGAUGAUGCGUUGGCGAAAGACAUCCCGAACUGGGAUAACGUUCGUGGGAUUUUCGAUGAGAUCGAGAAGACGGGCGUCUCGUCAUGGAUUGCGCUUAUCUGUGGGUUUUGGUAUGAGCAUAGUCUCUGUCUGGGGCCGGGCGGGUUUGGGUUUGAUUUUGCAGCAAAGAAGUUGGUGUUGUUUGAUGAUGGGGAAACAAAGAUUAAUAUUAGUACACAUGAGCAGUGUGGGAGGGCUGUGGCGAGGUUGUUGAGUUUGAAGGUGUUGCCGGAGGAUAAGAGUGAUGGGAGUCUGACAUUGAGUCGCUGGUUGAAUAAGCCGGUGUUUAUCUCGAGCUUUUUGAUCAGUCAGAAGGAUAUGUUUGAGAGUUGGAAGCGGGUUACUGGUGAGACGGAGGAGGAUUGGACGGUUGUCCAUGAGUCCAGCAGUGAGAGAUAUAAGAAGGGGCUGGAGCGGAUGAGGAAAGGAGAACAUGCUGCUUUUGUGCAGGCUAUGUACUCUCGUGUCUUCUUUCCCAAUGGAGGUGGGGACUAUGAGUAUAAAUAUGGUCUGGCUAAUGAGGCCCUUGGUCUUUCUGAGGAGGGUUUGGAUGAGCAUACCAAGAAUGCUAAGGGUAUGGUUGAUCGGGGAUAUCAUUAUAUGACAAACCGGAACUGAGACCACCGUGUUUAAUUUUCAUUACAACGUUGCCCACCAGCAGAAGAAGGGGCUUAGGAUGACGCAGAUAAUCUGUGAUUGUGAAUUUGUUGCGUUCUUUCCUUAGAAUAAUGAGUUUGAUGUUGUCAAUAUGAGGCUUUGCCAGAUAUUUUUGAUUACAGAUAGCCACCUUUUAAGGUGUAGUGAACAGUACGGUUGGAUUGAAACUCGAACAAACCAACUCGCUCUAGAGUCUAGCAACACAGCUGAAAGUCUUUAUAUACCUAUCCAUAUCACGUAUCAAUCCGCGACGGAAGGUGUCUUUGUCGGUAAUCUUCCUCUUGGUUUUCUUCAAGCGAUGUUCCACCUUUGUACCAUUCUUCUGCAGGAAUGGUGAGCGUGAAAACAGAACCUUCAACACCCGUAAGUAUUUACAAAACGAUAUAAUUGUUAUAUGCCGUUCCCAUAGUCAGUCCAAUCCAGACACUCUUCGGCUU